AUGAGAACUCCACUCGUUUUUUCGCUAGCGUUUCUGGCAACUCUAAGCCCGGUGUCAGGCGAUACAAAAGUCAAGGGCAAGGCAUUUGAUCGCAUAGUCAUCAUCUGGCUUGAAAACACAGACUAUGAUCUCGCAGCCGGCGACCCAAACCUAGCAUGGCUCGCCAAAAAGGGCCUCAGCCUGACAAACUACUUCGCCGUCACGCAUCCUUCCAUGCCCAACUAUGCAGCCUCCAUAUCCGGCGACUACUACGGCAUCAACCACGAUGACAUGACCGCUAUUCCCUCCAAUGUCUCCACGCUGGUUGACUUGCUUGAAGACAAAGGCAUCAGCUGGGGCGAGUACCAGGAAGACAUGCCAUCUGUUGGUUUCCAAGGCAAAGCAUACCCGAACCCCAAGACAGGCGCGAACAUGUAUGUGAGAAAGCACAACCCAGCCGUCUUGUACGACUCGGUAGCGCAGAGCAAGGACCGGCUUGAAAAGAUCAAGCCCUUGACCAUGUUCAAAGACGACUUGGAGCAGGAAAAACUGCCACAGUGGAUGUUCAUCACGCCCAACAUGACCAGCGAUGGCCACGACUCGACCGUAACGGUAGCAGGAUCCUGGACGCGCAAGUUUGUCGAGCCCCUUUUGACCAACAAGAAGUUUAUGCAAAACACCCUUGUCAUGAUCACGUUUGAUGAAAACCACAGCUACGGCAAGCAGAACCGCAUCGUCGCCAUCCUGCUUGGCGACGCUCUCCCCGCAAACCUAGUCGGCGCAAGCGACGACACCUACUACAACCACUACAGCGAGCUCUCCACGGUGCAAGCCAACUGGGGCCUCCACACACUGGGCCGCUGGGACGUCGGCGCCAACGUCUUCAAGUUUGUUGCGGAGAAAACCGGCGACUGCGUGCGAGAAUGGACUGGAAAAGUUCCCCUGAGCAACAUGUACUUCAACGCGUCAUAUGCGGGUAAGCUGAGCCAGAAAAACACAUCGGUGCCCUGGCCGGUACCCAACACAAAUGCCGUUUAUGCAGGACGAAGUGUUCUCCCGGCAAUCAAGUCGACAUGGGGGAAGUUUGUCGAUCAGUCGGCCUACACGACUGCGCUUGAGAUUCCAGAUGGCAUGCAUCCCGAGGCUGAGUUCAAGUAA
Molecule: messenger RNA, 1137 nt
Organism: Exserohilum turcica Et28A
Lineage: Eukaryota; Fungi; Ascomycota; Dothideomycetes; Pleosporales; Pleosporaceae
Exons: 2
Coding region: 1-1137 (378 amino acids)
Biological process (GO): phospholipid catabolic process
Molecular function (GO): hydrolase activity, acting on ester bonds
Source: RefSeq, a predicted model, not a curated record